Molecule: messenger RNA, 1283 nt
Organism: Aureobasidium musti
Lineage: Eukaryota; Fungi; Ascomycota; Dothideomycetes; Dothideales; Saccotheciaceae
Source: the annotation of a GenBank genome assembly
ACGAGAUGAAGCCAGCAUUCGACAAGAUCAUUGUCGUCGGAGCAGGACCGUCAGGACUUCUCCUGUCACUGCUACUCAUCAGAGCUGGCAUAAAGGUGCACCUUCUGGAUGCUGCUCCUACACUAGAUGAUCAGCCUCGUGCAGCACACUAUGGACCUCCUGCUAUUCCAGACCUUCGACGAGCAGGUAUCCUUGACAAGAUCAAAUCUCAAGGCUUGACUCUCAACACAAUGUGCUGGCGAAAGCUCGAUCAGACAUACAUCGCGGGCAUGGACACCAGUGAGACUUUAUCGAACGAUCCUGAGUAUGGCGAUGUGAGGACUGUUAGUCUCGCUUUGCAAACACUGGACGCCCUGAUGUUGGAAGANUUUCGAAAAGAGGGCGGCCAAGUCAGCUGGGAGCACAGCGUAUUGGAGGUCCAGCAAGAUGAAUCGAAAGCUUGGGUGAAGGUGCAAACGCCAACGGAGAAGGAGAAAAUCAUCGAAGCCGACUAUGUCGUGGGCUGUGAUGGCGCAAACAGCAUCGUCAGAAAGAGCCUGUUCGGCGAGGACUUUCCUGGGUUUACCUGGAAUCAGAAGCAAAUUGUUGCGACAAACUUUGGUUAUCAUGAUGCGAACUUCAUCAUAGAUCGCGAUCACCUAUACAUGGCAGCGAUCAUUGACGACAAGGGGUUGUGGCGUGUGACAUACGGCGAAGAGCCUGGCCUCACACGAGAGCAACUGCUAGAGCGUCAGCCCAAGAAGUUUGAGACCAUCUUACCUGGAAACCCAAAGCCUGGCGAUUAUGAGAUGGUCAACUUUUCGCCGUAUCGAAUGCAUCAGAGAGUGGCCGAAAAGUUCAGAGUCGGCAGAGUCAUGUUGGCAGCAGAUGCGGCGCACCUUUGCAAUCCNAUUCUGACAGUAUUCUGUAGUGGUGGCCUCGGCAUUACUGGCGGCUUUGUUGAUGUUGGCUGUUUGUUCGACUGUUUGUAUGGCAUCUGGACGCAUCAGGCGGACGACUCAAUCCUGGAUCUGUAUUCGAAAGUGCGACGACAGAAGUACAAGGAGAUCAUUGAUCCAAUCUCGACAGAAAACUUCAAACGUGUUUUUGACCAAGAUGCGGAAGUUGCGGGCGAGAAAGACCACUUCCUAGUCUUGUGUAAAAAAGCGGCCGAAGACAAGGACUUUGCUCGGCAGAUGCAUUUGUACUAUCGCAAGAACAAGAGCAGGGGACUUGUGGUUGAUGAUGCGAAGUCAGAUUUCAGCGUGGAGCAUAUCGAGGAGGUUGCGCCAACAGGAGCAGAC